UCCUGUUUCAAACCAUGUUCUUCACUUCUUUGACAUCAUCGGCUAUUUGCGUUGAAAUAUUUCUUCCUUCUCUCAAUUUGCCACUCUCUCUCUCUCUCUCUCUCCCUUUCUCUGAGAUCACUCAGAGGUUUUGCACCAAGAAAUCAUGAUAUUUGUUGAUGGGGUCCCGAUUUCUACUGACCCAUCUUCUCAGGGAAGUAAUGCCCUGGUUGCUUUGAUGGAACACUCCACUCUGGUAUCUGUCUCAAAUUCUCUCAAGGCCAUCCCUGAGAGGAAGUUCUCGGUCAAUGAAGAGUCUAGCCAGGAGAGAUUAAAAAAGAGUAAAUGGGUUUAUGUGUUCCAAAGAGAAUAUGCAACUGUAGAUCCUGCACUAGUUGAUUUUGUUGGCACUGAUGAAGCAACAACCUGUGUGGGCCUUGUUAUACGCAACAAGCAAAAUGGAAUGACCUCGGUUGCUCAUAUGGAUUCUCCAAAUAUUGUAGAUAUGGGCCUCUCUCAGAUGUUAUCACUUGUUGUUGGUCAGAACUUGGAUGCCUACUUGGAGGUGCAUCUAGUCGGUGGUUUUGAAGAUGUUUCUCCUAAUUAUGCUAAUUCUAGGACUAGAUCAGAAAGCGGUGCAAAGUUGGAGGGUUAUUCCUAUCCUUUGUGUGCCAAAAUUGUUGAAAGUAUGUGCAUUAGACAGGAGAAGUUUCACAUCUGGACUUUCUUCGUUCUUGGGCAUAACACCAGAAGGGAUUCUAAAGGGAAUGCAUACCCCAUUUUCAAUGGAUUAGCGGUAGAAACUUCCACCGGAUCAGUUACCCCUUCCUGUUUUGAUAGAACUUCAAGAUGUCCGGAUGAAAUUGUCAGGAGAAUUCGAGUAAGUGCAUCCUAUGAGGACCCCAGCUGGAAUGGCAAGUUACUGGAGACAUAUGAUACUCAAACUGAUCAAUUCAGAAUUGCUCCCUGCCACUGGACCUUUCACCAAAAACAUAUGGCUUUGUUAAGACAAAAUUUUCGUGAUUCAGAAAUCCUCCUCGGAUGUUCUACUUCACCUUUAGCUGAGGGCCCGGAUUUUGUGAACAAUUUAAGAAGGGAGGAUGAAUUUUUGAUUAAACACCCAGAUUGGAGAGAAACCUUUCCGAUGAAUCAGCCACGAGUCUUUGAGAGGGCCGGUGACGGAGGAUGGAAGAAGUGCUGAUUAUAGUUACAAUGUUCUUCUGAAAAUAAUGGUACCGCCUGAAAUCAAGGCUAUAUGCACACUUAUUUUCCUCAUUUGUAUGUAAACUGUUCAGUUUUUACAGGGUCAUCACAUUUGCAAUUCUUGUGCCAAGUAUAAGCACAAUUGUCUUGCUCUGCAAUUGGCAUGUAUUAAGGUGUCUUUUAGCUAGUUCACCUUGUUGUUAUAUUCAAAGAAGAUUUAUACCCCAUUUAA
Messenger RNA from Corylus avellana, 1414 nucleotides. RefSeq names its product protein N-terminal asparagine amidohydrolase. Gene Ontology annotation, cellular component: nucleus. Lineage: Eukaryota; Viridiplantae; Streptophyta; Magnoliopsida; Fagales; Betulaceae. Gene Ontology annotation, molecular function: protein-N-terminal asparagine amidohydrolase activity. The record is from RefSeq and is a predicted model, not a curated record. Gene Ontology annotation, biological process: ubiquitin-dependent protein catabolic process.